GUGGCUACAGUCAACGCCUUCCAAAUGCAAGUGCUCUGGGGAAAAUUUUCACUGCUUUACCACUUGGUAAUCCCAUUUAUCAGAUGCUGGAAUUAAAACUAGCCAUGUACAUUGAUUUCCCCUCACAUAUGAAUCCUGGGAUUUUGGUUACCUGUGCAGAUGAUAUUGAACUUUAUAGUAUUAGAGAGUUUGAGUGUAUUAGGUUUGACAAACCUGGCUUUACUGCUUUAGCUCAUCCUUCGAGUUUGACUGUGGGUACCACACAUGGAGUAUUUGUCUUAGAUUCUUUUAGUCACUUAAAACAUAGAGACCUGGAAUACAGAUGUUGCCAUCGUUUCCUUCACAAGCCCAGCAUAGAAAAGAUGCAUCAGUUUAAUGCUGUGUGUAGACCUGGAAAUUUCAGGGAACAGGACUUCAGUAGGGGUGACACUGCUUAUCUUCAGUUAGACUCUGAAUAUGUCUAUACAGAUAGCCUAUUUUAUAUGGAUCAUAAAUCAGCAAGAAAGUUACUUGCUUUUUAUGAAAAAAUAGGCACACUGAACUGUGAAAUAGAUGCAUAUGGUGACUUUCUGCAGGCAUUGGGACCUGGAGCAACUGAGGAGUACACCAGAAAUACAUCAAAUGUUACUAAAGAAGAAUCAGAGUUGGUAGAUAUGAGGCAGAAACUAUUUCAUCUUCUUAAAGGAACACCACUAAAUGUUGUUGUUCUUAAUAACUCCAAAUUUUAUCACAUUGGAACAACUGAAGAAUAUUUAUUUCAUUUUACUUCAAAUAGCAGUUUAAAAUCAGAGCUUCGCUUACAAUCCAUAGCUUUCAGCAUCCUUCCAGAUAUUCCACAGUGGUCUGGUAAAACAUCCUGUAUCAUUCAAAGUAUACUGAAUUCAAGAUGCUCUGUGGCACCUGGCUCAGUUAUAGAGUAUUCCAGAUUGGGGCCUGAUGUGUCCAUUGGGGAAAACUGCAUUGUUAGCAAUUCUAAUAUCAUAACAAAAACUGUCCUACCUGCAUAUUCUUUUGUGUGUUCCUUAAGCUUAAAGGUAAAUGGACACUUAAAGUAUUCAACUAUGGCAUUUGGAGUGCAAGACAACUUGAAAAGCAAUGUUAAGACAUUGUUAGAUAUAAACUUACUUCAAUUCUUUGGAGUCUGUUUCCUGUCAUGCUUAGAUAUUUGGAAUCUGAAAGUUACAGAGGAACUAUUCUGGGGAAGUAAGACAGGUCUGAGUUUGUGGACAGCUCGCAUUUUUCCAGUUUGUUCUUCUUUGAGUGAGUCAGUUACAGCAUCCCUAAAUAUGUUAAAUGCUGUGAAGAACAAUUCACCAUUCAGUCUGAGUAGCUUUAAGCUGUUGUCCAUUGAAGAAAUGCUUGCUUACAAAGAUGUAGAAGACAUGAUAGCUUAUAGGGAGCAAAUUUUUCUAGACAUUAGUUUAAAUAAAAAACAAUCUUAUUAUUCAGAGAUAUCUUAAAUACUAUAUUCUUUGCCUUUCUUUGAACAAGAUUGCAGAUAUCAGAGUUUUCUGUAUACUUUGUUUUACUAUAGUGAAAUACUGAAAAUUGUAUUGCUAUAGCAUAAUAAUAACAAAAAUACAAAUAAACUUUGAUGGAAGAAUAUUCCAAGACUAAGUUCAAAAAGAGAGAUUCUUUGGGAUGUUUUUCACCAUUUUUAAAAGAUGGGUUUCUACAGCACUGAUUUAU
Castor canadensis (American beaver) is the source of this 1689-nucleotide messenger RNA. It is a transcript of the gene Tnni3k, whose product is annotated as TNNI3 interacting kinase. NCBI's taxonomy places the organism in Eukaryota, Metazoa, Chordata, Mammalia, Rodentia, Castoridae. Gene Ontology annotation, biological process: protein phosphorylation. Gene Ontology annotation, molecular function: protein binding; ATP binding; protein kinase activity. The record is from RefSeq and is a predicted model, not a curated record.